Molecule: messenger RNA, 1011 nt
Organism: Cladophialophora immunda
Lineage: Eukaryota; Fungi; Ascomycota; Eurotiomycetes; Chaetothyriales; Herpotrichiellaceae
Product: KRR1 small subunit processome component
Exons: 3
Coding region: 1-1011 (336 amino acids)
Cellular component (GO): nucleolus; small-subunit processome
Molecular function (GO): RNA binding
Source: RefSeq, a predicted model, not a curated record
AUGCCCUCAACGCACAAGAAGGACAAGCCGUGGGACACGGAUGAUAUAGACAAGUGGAAGAUUGAAGAAUUCAAGCCGGAACACAAUAUCGGUGGCACGUUCGCAGAAGAAUCAUCUUUUGCGUGUUUAUUCCCUAAAUAUCGAGAACUUUAUUUGAAGCAGGCAUGGCCGUUGGUCACCAAGGCAUUGGAGAAGAGAGGGAUCGCAUGCACACUCGAUUUGGUCGAAGGCCGCAUGGAAGUCCGCACCACUAGAAAAACCUUUGACCCGGCCGCAAUCCUCGAUGCCCGGGACCUCAUCAAGUUAUUGGCACGAAGUGUGCCUGCUCCGCAAGCCAUAAAGAUUCUCCAGGACGACAUGGCCUGCGAUGUCAUCAAGAUCAGAAAUCUGGUCCGGAACAAGGAGAGAUUCGUCAAACGUCGUCAGCGACUCCUUGGACCGAACGGCUCCACACUGAAGGCCCUGGAACUUCUCACCAAUACCUACAUCCUCGUACAGGGAAACACCGUCAGUGCGAUGGGCGGCUUCAAAGGCCUGAAGGAAGUGCGAAGGGUUGUGGAAGAUUGCAUGAACAACAUCCACCCUAUCUACCAUGUUAAAGAGCUUAUGAUCAAGCGGGAGCUAGCAAAGGACCCUGCUCUCAAAAACGAAAGUUGGGACAGAUUCCUACCCAACUUUAAGAAGAAGACUCUGAGCAAGAGACGGGUUCCUCACAAAGUCAUUGACAAGGCCAAGAAGGUCUACACACCCUUCCCGCCGCCGCAAGAGAAGAGCAAGGUUGAUUUGCAGAUCGAAAGUGGAGAGUACUUUCUUGCUAAGCAGGCCAAAGAGAGGGCUCGAGAACAAGAGCGGCAGGAAAAGCAGAGACAAAAGAAGGAAGAGAAGCAACGGCAGCGAGAACAAGCAUUCAUUGCUCCGAAGGAAGACAUGGUACAGAAAAAGGCAAAGAGGAAGAGUACGGACGAGAAUGACGGGCUCAAACCAAAAAAGUCCAAAAAGACUUUAGGGUGA